CACGGCAAAGUACUUUGAUCAGAGGCUUCCUGCGGCUAAGCUGCUAGCUUGGCUCAUAAGAAGCUAGCUCUCCGGUUUGUUGUGGGUGCGGACAGUCAGGCUGUGACAGAGACAGUUGACUGGAGUCCGUUCGUCUGUCCAGGACUUGAAACUUGUAGGGGACUAUGAGGCUGAAGGAGAUCCAGAGGACUGCCCACCAGGCGUGGAGUCCAGCCCAGCACCAUCCCAUCCACCUGGCCUUAGGGACAUCAGCGCAACAGCUCGAUGCCUCUUUCAACACCACAGCUGCCCUGGAGAUAUUUGAGGUGGAUUUCUCUGACCCAACUCUGGACAUGCAGCUCAAAGGGUCAUUACCCACCACGAACAGGUUGCACAGCAUCGUAUGGGUGAAUUUUGGAAUGGGAGCAGAUGGCACUGGAGGGAGACUGGUCGGUGGCAGUGAAAAUGGCACAUUAACUGUAUAUAACCCCGAGGUCAUAAUGAACUCCGGAGCAGACGCAGUUGUGGGACAGUCUAACAAACACACAGGACCGGUCCGAGCACUUGAUUUCAACCCUUUUCAGAGUAAUCUCCUCGCAUCAGGAGCAAAUGACUCAGAGAUAUAUAUCUGGGAUCUGAACAACUUCAGCAGUCCAAUGACACCAGGAGCAAAGACGCAGCCUGCUGAAGACAUCAGCGUCGUGUCCUGGAACAGGCAGGUCCAGCACAUCCUGGCCUCUGCCAACCCCAGUGGGAAAGCAGUCGUGUGGGACCUGAGAAAGAACGAGCCCAUCAUCAAAAUCAGUGACCACAGCAACAGGAUGCACUGUUCAGGAAUGCUCUGGCACCCUGAUGUGGCCACUCAGCUGGUGUUAGCCUCUGAAGAUGACCGACUGCCAGUCAUCCAGAUGUGGGACCUUCGAUUUGCCACAUCGCCCCUUAAGGUCCUUGAGAACCACACAAGGGGAAUUCUGUCCAUAUCCUGGAGCCAGGCUGACUCUGAGCUCCUCCUGAGUAGUGCUAAAGACAACAGGAUCCUCUGCUGGAAUCCAAACACUGGAGAGGUGAUUUACGAGCUUCCAACAACAAACCAGUGGUGCUUUGACGUCCAGUGGUGCCCCAGGAAUCCAGCCCUGCUUUCAACCGCCUCAUUUGAUGGGAGAAUCACUGUGUACUCUGUGAUGGGAGGGAGUUUAAAGUCUCAGCAGCAAAGCACAGCUGAUAAGAUAUCCUCCUCGUUUGAUUCAAUGGAUCCCUUUGGUACAGGGCAGGUGCUGCCUCCCCUGCAGGUCCCCCAGCCUACAUCACAGGACACCAUAAUUCCUCCUCUGAAGAAGCCACCUAAGUGGGUGCGCAGGCCAGUGGGGGCUUCCUUUGCUUUUGGUGGGAAGCUGAUAACCUUUGAGAAUCCCAAGCUGCCCCCAGUGCAGAGCCCCCAGCCUGUCCCCAGACAAGUGUUUGUGAGCCAGGUUUCCACGGAGACAGAGUUCCUCCAGCGCUCCAGGGAGCUGCAGGCGGCGCUGCAGUCGGGCUCCUUCAACAACUACUGCCAGGCCAAGAUUCAGGGCGCCAAGUCGGACGCUGAGCAGGACAUAUGGAAGUUCCUUCUGGUAAAUUUUGAAGAUGAAGCCCGCGUUAAGUUCCUCAGACUUUUGGGUUUCAGCAAAGAUGAAUUAGAAAAAAAGAUUUCAAAAUGCCUGGGGAAGAGUUUCCAGCCCAACGGACACGGAGUCGAUGCCAAAGAUCUGGCAGAAAAGAUGCAGCGGCUCUCCACUGAGAGAUCUGAUGUAGCAACUGCAGUAGGUGAUGCAAGGACCUCUGGUUCAGUCUCACCGGCAGACUUCUUUAGUCAGACCCCAAAGGAAAACUCCAACUUCCAGAUCCCCGUAUCAUGUGAUACUGAUGGUUUAAUAAGCCAGGCGCUGCUGGUCGGUAACUUCGAGGGAGCCGUGGAUCUGUGUCUGAACGACGGUCGCUACGCUGAAGCCAUCCUGCUGUCCAUCAGCGGAGGAGAGGAGCUGCUCAAGAAAACUCAGCAGAAAUACUUAAGCAAUCAAAAGAACAGCAUUUCAAUGCUCAUAUCAUCAGUGGUGACGCAGAACUGGAGGGACAUCGUGCAAAGCUGUGAGUUGGACAACUGGAAGGAGGCUCUCGCCGCUCUGCUGACCUACGCUCACCCUGAGGAUUUUGCCCGUCUGUGCGAUACCCUCGGAGGUCGGUUGGAGCAGGAGAAGACAGAGAAGCGCUGCCUGCAGGCCUGUCUGUGUUACAUCUGCUCUGGAAACAUUGAGAAGCUGGUGGAGUGCUGGGCCCUGCAUAGAGACUGCUCCUCCCCUCUUGGUCUAGAGGAUCUGGUUGAAAAAGUGAUGAUGCUGCGCAAGUCAAUCGAACGCCUCCGCAACAGCGAGGUGGCGGUCCAGAGCCCCAUCCUGGCCGAGAAGCUAACCUGCUAUGCGGGCAUACUGGCUGCAGAGGGCAGUCUGGCCACUGCCAUGACCUACCUGCCUGAGAACACAGACCAACCUGGGAUCAAGAUGCUGAGAGACAGGCUGUUCCACGCUCAGGAAGAGGCUGCGGUCGCACAGCAGCCUCAGAACUCCUUCAACAGAGUCAGUGUGUCCACAGCCAAACCCACUCCUGCUGCUCAGGCUGCUGCACCAAAAGCACAAAUUAUGAGUCAGUACCAGCCCUCUGCCCCCCCCCAGGCUGCCCAACCGCAACCUCCUGUGCCGUCUUUUUUCAACCCACAAGCUCCAACCAACACUGGGCCUGGUCUGCCACCUUCCUCUCACGUACUGCCACCCAGUACGACCCGCCCUACCUUGAGGCCUUCCUACCCCCAACACCCUGCUCCGGCUCCAGGUUUUCUCCCUCAUCAGCCAUUCCAGCCUCAGCCCAUGCCCAUCGGCGGACCCUCAGGCUUCCCUCCUCCAGGUCCUUCUAUGCCAGCUGCUAACUUAUCAGGGCCAUCACUACCGCCUCCGUCAUCCAACCCCGGAGGCCUGCCCCCCAUGCCCAGCCCCGGGGUGCCACCAACAAGCUUCAUGCCGUCUACCUCUUUACCCUCAGGCCCCAUGGCGCCCAGCUCCCAACCUGGAGCUCCUGUUCCCAUGUACCCAGGGGGGCUCCACAACCAGGGGCCUGCACCCCCUAUGGCAUCUGGUCCCUUUGCCCCUCUUGGAUCAGGGUACCCACAGGGAGGCCCCGGAGCUCCUGCUGUAAAGCCCUACGCGGGCCCUGCUGUUGCUCCUCCUCCUGCAGGAUUCUUUCCCUGGCUGUGUCACCAGUCUGAUCAUCAAGGACCCCAAGAAGGCUGGAAUGACCCACCAGCGGUACGAGGUGGACCCAGGAAGAAGAAGGUCCCUGACAACUACACUCCACCCGCCCCCAUCACCGCCCCUGUGAUGGGAUUCCCUGUGGAGGCCCCUCAGCCCCACGACCACGCCCAAGUUCCUCCUGGAGCCCCCCAGGAGCCCAGCGUGCAGGUUGGUGUGUGUGACAAGGGGCUGUUAUCUGAACUCUCACAUGGCAAACACGCCAACACCUUGCGUUUGUGUCCUUGUUUUCCUCAGCUUCUUCAGCAGCUGCCAGCAGAGAGGGUGGAGCAGAAAGAAAUCCCCGCUGAACACAUGGUCCUCAAAUCCACCUUUGACAGCCUGGUGCAGCGCUGCCAGCUCGCAGCGGGAGACCCACAAACAAAAAGGAAACUUGAUGACGCAGCCAAACGUUUGGGAUACCUGUAUGACAAGCUGAGAGAGCAGUCGCUCUCUCACAACAUCCUGAACGGGCUCCACGAGAUCAGCCGCUGUGUGGCGAGCCAGAACUACCAGCGGGGCCUGGAGGUCCACACCCAGGUGGUAAGCAGCAGCAACUUCAGCGAGAUCUCCGCCUUCAUGCCGAUCCUCAAAGUGGUCAUGACCAUCGCCAACAAGCUGGGCGUCUAACCUCCCCCUCCUCCCCUCCAGCAGGGGGCAGCAGCACCAACCAGACUUCAGUGUUAUCAUAAUGUUAUAUAUGUAUUUAUUUCUUUUUGACCUGAUGACGUGCUUUGAUAAUGAGAAUAAUAACUGAUGAUAUUGCAGAUUGUGGUCUUCAUCACUCCAUACAUAUUCCUUCCUGGAGGCUGAGUUUGGGGCAGUGAGGUGGGGUUUUGUAGUCGAUGUUGCCGUGGUAAUUUUACGAUAAAAUGAAUGUACUCUGAAAGUCGUGAUUCUGUGUAAAUUCAACAGUUGAUGUAAAAUACAAAGUUUGAAUCAAGGCGGUGUUUGUACGAGUAGUUACAUUUUCAUAGUCGCCAUGACACUCUACACCCGUGUGUGUUCUCUGAUAAUCUGAUUGAACUCAUGCAGUGCUUUAACUGCAGAAAUGAAAAACAUCUCGGUCGAGAAUAAAAAUUCGGGUUGCACUUAAACUAUCCUGCUGGUGUAGUUUGUACGAGGGAGGAAACACACCAUGUUCUUUUUACUGUGUGUCAUUUCAAGCAUCAGAGAAACACUGUAACAUAAAUACUGAUUGUUCUCCGCACCUGCUGUAACAGAUUGUGUCCAGUUGAUUGUGCCAUGACGGGCGUUUGGGCCAAAGCACUGCAGAAGAAUGCCAUACAGUCAUCGUCAAGUUGCUGUUUGUUUAAACUCGUCUCCAUUUUGUGUUAACCAGGCUCUCUUAGCACUGUUACUUCCUGAUAGCUUGUGUUUGAAUGACUUUGACCUGCUUCAGUGUGCAUGUUUCCCCCGCUGAGUUCACACCACGGCAGCUCAUAAACCAAACUCACAUUAAUUUAUAAUGAACUGCAGAUGACAUCCAUGCUUUUACUCAUCUUCCCACCCAGGCUGCGUCUUAUCUUUUGUAACUCAGAAUUACUUUUUUUUUUUAAUGGUAUUUGUUUUAGAUUAGACCAUAAAUGAACAUAACUGACCUGACAGAUGAACACAUGAUAUCGUGAGGUUUGAAGCUGGACAUAAAGCUGGAUAGUUUGGUGUAUCAUGGCAGCAGAAGGCAGUAAAGUGCCUCUGUGCUCAUUUUGGUUGCACAGAUAUUUAUACAAUCCAUGUUGCUUACUUUACUCAUUUCGGUAUCUUUUUCAAAUAAAACUUCACUUCAAAGGUU
This is a messenger RNA of Epinephelus fuscoguttatus (brown-marbled grouper), 5085 nucleotides long. It is a transcript of the gene sec31b, whose product is annotated as SEC31 homolog B, COPII coat complex component. Gene Ontology annotation, cellular component: endoplasmic reticulum exit site; COPII vesicle coat. Bases 165 to 3923 code for a protein of 1252 amino acids. The record is from RefSeq and is a predicted model, not a curated record. The transcript is spliced from 25 exons. Gene Ontology annotation, biological process: COPII-coated vesicle cargo loading; endoplasmic reticulum organization; intracellular protein transport. Gene Ontology annotation, molecular function: structural molecule activity; protein binding. NCBI's taxonomy places the organism in Eukaryota, Metazoa, Chordata, Actinopteri, Perciformes, Serranidae.